Rosa rugosa (rugosa rose) is the source of this 1777-nucleotide messenger RNA. RefSeq names its product cytochrome P450 704C1-like. The transcript is spliced from 6 exons. Lineage: Eukaryota; Viridiplantae; Streptophyta; Magnoliopsida; Rosales; Rosaceae. The coding region runs from base 121 to 1653 and encodes 510 amino acids. The record is from RefSeq and is a predicted model, not a curated record. Gene Ontology annotation, molecular function: heme binding; monooxygenase activity; iron ion binding.
GCCUUGUUCACUUCAUUAUUGUUCAUUAAUUGCUGAGUCCCAAGCCUAUAUAUAAGGAGUUGAUCCGCACAAACAGAAAAGCUAUCUUCCUCUGCUACUAUAAUCUUCAUCAACACUAUCAUGGAUUUUGCUUCCGUGGCAGUAGCAUUGAGUUUAGCGUUAGUUUUAGCUGUAGUUGUGGUUAGACACCAUGCCCAAAGAUUGAGUGACAAGAACAAGAGAUACCAUCCUGUUGCCGGAACUGUCGUGCACCAACUUAUCAACUUCCCUAGGCUACACCAUUACAUGACUGAGCUUGCAGGCAAGUAUUACACUUACAGGAUGCUCGACUUGUUCAAAGGGGCGGUUUACACAGUAGAUCCUGCAAAUGUUGAAUAUGUGCUCAAAACAAACUUCGCUAAUUAUGGCAAGGGGUCGUAUAUGAACAACAUUUUGUCAGAUGGACUAGGCGAUGGGAUCUUCUCAGUGGAUGGGCAAAAAUGGCUACAUCAGAGGAAGUUGUUGAGCGCUGAAUUCUCAACAAAAGUAUUGAGAGACUUCAGUCGUGCAGUUUUCAAAACCAAUGCAAUUAAACUUGCUGGCAUAAUUCAUGCAGCUGCAACCAGCAGCAACCAAGCAAUAGAGAUCCAAGAUUUGUUUAUGAAAUCAACGUUAGAUUCAAUCAUCAAGAUUCUACUUGGUAUCGAACUAGACAGCAUGAGUGGAAAAGAUGAAGAAGGUAACCGGUUUUCCCAUGCUUUUGAAUCGGGGAAAGAAGCUACCUUGUAUCGGUUGAUUGAUAUUUUCUGGAAGAUCAAACGCUUCUUAAACAUCGGUAAGGAAGCAGAGCUAAAGAAAAACAUCAAAGAGAUCGAUCGAUUUUUGUAUAAGUUAAUCAAUAGCAAGAUUGAAACUAUCCAGAGUCCAGAAGAUGAUAACAUAUAUUGGCAGCUGAAGAAAAGAGACUUGGUUUCAAGGAGUUUGGAAAUGAAAGAUAGUGAUCCAAAGUACUUGAGAGACAUGGUCCUCUGUGUUACUGCCGCCGGACAAGACACGACAGCUAGCUCUCUUUCAUGGUUUGUUUAUAUGAUGUGCAAGCAUCUUCACAUACAAGAAAAGAUUGCACAGGAAGUUAGAGAAGUAAUAAAUUUGAAAGAUAAUCCAAGUGUUGAUGAGCUUGCAGCAAGCCUUGAUCAAGAAGCCCUUAACAAUAUGCAAUAUCUCCAUGCCGCUUUGAGUGAAACAAUCAGACUCUAUCCUCCAAUUCCAAUGAAUGCAAGGGUGUGUUUUUCUGAUGAUACCUGGCCAGAUGGAUUUAGUGUCAAAAAGGGAGACGUGGUGGUAUAUCAACAUUAUGCAAUGGGAAGGAUGAAAUCUCUAUGGGGAGAUGAUGCAGAAGAGUUUCGGCCAGAGAGAUGGCUCGACAAAAAUGGCAUUUUCCAGGAUGAAAGCCCUUACAAAUUCACAUCCUUCAGUGCCGGUCCAAGAAUUUGUCUAGGAAAGGAACAUGCCUAUACGCAAAUGAAAAUCAUUUCUGCUGUGCUUUUAAGCAGCUAUAUAUUCAAGCUAGCUUAUGAGGAAAAAAUUGUCACUUACAAGACCAUGAUCUCCCUACCAAUUGAUGGAGGUCUCUAUGUGAAGGCCUCCCCAAGAUUAUGGCAUGCGAGACCUUAAAUCCCAUGUUUCAUAACUGCUUCAGGCAUUACUUGUCUUUCUAUGUAUACUCCUUUGCCUAGUAGUGCUCAUGUGCCUUAUCAUCUUCGGACGGUAAUAAUAAAAGUUUACUUGAUAAAUUGAU